This is a messenger RNA of Aureobasidium uvarum, 395 nucleotides long. Lineage: Eukaryota; Fungi; Ascomycota; Dothideomycetes; Dothideales; Saccotheciaceae. The record is from the annotation of a GenBank genome assembly.
AAGAAGCCAUUUCUAAGAUGUCUGGCAAAUUUGAGCCAAAGCAGAAGGUCGAGCUCGACCCACCAAAGGAUGAUCCCAUCAGCUUGGACUACCUGUCCAAAUGCGACGAUCGUGUGAAGNGAACACACGAGGACUAUCCGACAUAUGUGGCCAUCAAAGGCACUGUUUUCGACGUGACUGGCAACAAGGCAUAUGAACCAGGAGCUUCGUACUCGGUCUUUGCCGGCAAAGACGCAUCCAGAGCUCUCGCCCAGUCUUCCUUGAAGAAGGAGGAAUGCCGACCAGAAUGGGAAGAUCUUAAACCUGAACACAUAAAGGUUCUUGAUGACUGGUUUACUUUCUUCAGCAAGCGCUACAACAUCAAGGGCAAGGUAGCCACUGGCAACGCGAACUUG